Molecule: messenger RNA, 1537 nt
Organism: Cuscuta epithymum
Lineage: Eukaryota; Viridiplantae; Streptophyta; Magnoliopsida; Solanales; Convolvulaceae
Source: the annotation of a GenBank genome assembly
UUAUUCGUUCCUUCUUUGCAACAAGUGUCAAUUGGUCCUAGCUUGAGGCCGUAGAAGCAAGAGCAGUUCAUUCAACAGAACCACACCAAUUCAUUCUCAGUAUAUACAGUAUCUGUUUGAAAGAUCGAAGGAUGUAGUCUGUCUUCUAUCAUUUUCCCCAUUUAUGCAAUGAGCAAUGAACAAUCAACCUCGCGUACCCGCCCAAACUAUGUGCCCUUAACCGAAGCUGAGCGCAACAAUGAAAAUGCGCUUUGGGUGACGCCCCACAUGGUUGCGAACGAUCAAGAAGUGUUGGACCAAAUCAAAGUCAUAAUCGGAGGACACUUUCUUGGGAACUGGGCAACAUACACGGAAGUUGACCCCAAGGUUCGUGAACUUUGGUGGAACCUUUUCAAGGGUCGGUUUCGAUGGACUGAAGCCCAAGGUCCCGCUAUUCUUAGAGCGUAUAACGCUAGGAUUUCAAACUGGCUUCGUCCUACUUUUAGGCGUGCCCGAACGAGCGGGGUAAAGCCUGGAUGGUGUUCGGAUGAGGUGUGGGCUAACCUCGUCCGUCACUGGUCUUCUGAUCCAAACUUCUUGGCAAGAAGUCAAUCCGGUAAGAAAAACCGGAUGUCCGAGAAGGCCUUAGAAACCCAAUGGCAUGGGGGCCGCAAACCUCAGAGUAGACAUAAAGAAGAUCUUUCGGGGCCUGAGAAGAAGAAGGUCUCAAUUCUCAAGGUCAUCAAGCACUGCUGGACAAAGCACGGCGAUGAGUCCGAUGCCGAUCUGCCACCACGCCUCGCUGAAAUCGAAUCGAAGUAUAACACAAAUGUUGAGAAGAGGCGGGCAGAAUUAGGCUUGACUCAGGAGGAUGAGAUUGAUUCUGAUGUGGAGGAUGAUGCCAUCUUUGAGGCAGUUGGGGUGUACAAGGGCCGGGUCCCGUGCAUGGGGGCUGAGGGGCAACGGAUCUUGUACGACCGCAGCGGUGCUUCAUCUUCCCGAUCAAGGCGCGGAGAGGAUCCGCGUAUCGCUCAAAUGCAGCGGGAGAUGGAGGAGCAGCAGCGGGCCUUGGCUGAGCAGCAGCGCACCUUGGAGGAGCAACGCAAAAAAGAAGAAAAAACAAGGGCCCGGCUGGAAGAGAUGGAACGGAUCCUCAGCGCCGGAAUUCGGAAUCAGCCUCAGCCUCAGCCGUAUGUACUGCACCCUGAGCAGACACCUCAAGUUCCGCACAUGGGCGGUUAUUUCCGUACCAACUCUGCUACCGGGUUGCCUUCAUUUGGUUCUAUUCAGGAUAUCAAUUUUCACAACCUGUUUCAAACAUCUGGAGGCAGCCAAGCAGGUGGCAGUCGCGGAGGUGGCAGUCGCGGAGGAGGCAGUCGCGGUGGCAAUCGAGAAGGCCAAGCUGGAGACAACCGAGAACAUGAGACCGAAGAUGAUUAUCUAUAUGAUGAUUCUAGAUAUUAUCAUAAUGGUAGCCGGAGGAGCUUGUAAAUGAUAUACAUUUUUAUUUGAACAUUGUUUAUUUACUAUAAUUCUAUUGUGCUUAUUAUUACUUUUA